CCGCUCCGGAGCGGGGCUGCCGGCGGCGGUUUCCAGACCCGCACGGAAGCAAAGGACGGUCUGCUCUCUCAUGCCUCGCCUCGCUGCUGUGCCCCGGUAGCCGCUGCUCCCGCAGGAUGGCCGCGGCCUCGUUCCGCUACGGGCUGACCAUCGCGGGCGCCAUGCUGCUGGUCACGGGCACGCUCUGCUUCGCCUGGUGGAGCGACGGCGAGGUGGGCUCGGCCGGCGGGGCUCGGCUGCUGCCGCCCCGGGAUGCCGAGGCCGUGCCCUCCUCCUCCUCCUCCUCCUCGUCCAGCGCCCUGCUGCGCUCCGUCAGCUUCUUCUGCUGCGGCAUCGGCGGCAUCCUGCUCAUCUUCGGCCUCCUGUGGUCCGUCAAGGCCAACGCCAGGGUGGUGUCGCGGCGCUACCAGUACCAUUUCCCCCGGGACCUGCAGUACUUCACGGCCGAGCCCGCGGAGAAGUGGAACUGCAGCUCCUGGGACUCCAGCGCCAUCCCCACCUAUGAAGAAGCCCUGACCUGCAGGCCAGCCCAGGCUGCCCCGGCCUUUGUGCAGCCGCCGGGGCGGAAGGAGGAGCCCACGCCGCCCCUGUACCGCUACCUGGAGGAGGAGGAGGAGGAGGAGGAGGGCUGGCAGGGCGGGCGGCGGCGCAGCUCCUCGGACAGCGCCCUGUUCCGCCCCAGCCCGUCCUGGCUGGAGCCGGCGCAGCCCCCGGAGCCGCAGGGAACGCCGCCCCCCAGCUACGAGAACAUCAUCGAGAGCAGCAUCGGGAGCAGCAUCGGGAACAGCAUCGGGAACAGCAUCGGGAACACCAUCGAGAACAGCAUCGGGAACACCACCGAGAACAGCAUCGGGAACAGCACCGAGAACAGCAUCGGGAACACCAUCGAGAACAGCAUCGGGAACAGCAUCGGGAACACCAUCGAGAACAGCAUCGGGAACAGCACCGUGCGGGGGCUCUGAGCCCGCCUGCCCGGCCGGGACUCUGCCGGGGCUGCCCGGCCCCCCAGCUGUACACGGAGCCCCGAACCCCGGGAUGGGGCACAGGAGGGUGGGCGAGCACUGGGGAGGCUCAGCCCGGCUCUCCCGGCUCUCUGGUGCUGGGAGAUGUGUUCAGAGCAUCGGGGGUAGCUGGCAUGUUUGAAAGCUUUAGUAUUUUUAAUAAAAGCACUGCUGGUUUCAGUGGCUUUGCAUUCCCUGCUCACCCUGGGGAGCUCCUGUCAGGCCUGCCCACUCAAUAAUAAUAAAUGUGCAGCAUACUGAGUAAUCUGGGCAGAGAAAGCCCAGCUCUGUCUGCACCACUCACGUCCCUGUGAGUGCCCCUUCCAGCCCUGUCUCCAUCCCUUCCACCUUGUUUCCCUGAAUGCUGACUGCCCACGCCUCACUUGGUGCUGGCCGUGCUCAGUGGGUCGUGCUGUGCUCAGAGCAUCCCAGUGCACUUGGCAUGUCAGCAGCCUCCUGGAAAUGCCAUCCUGAGUGGCACAGCC
Messenger RNA from Melozone crissalis (California towhee), 1486 nucleotides. It is a transcript of the gene TMEM61, whose product is annotated as transmembrane protein 61. The transcript is spliced from 4 exons. Bases 117 to 962 code for a protein of 281 amino acids. Lineage: Eukaryota; Metazoa; Chordata; Aves; Passeriformes; Passerellidae. The record is from RefSeq and is a predicted model, not a curated record.